AUGAUCUACUGGCCUAUUAAACAUGUAUAUAAACAAAUUGAUCGAUGGAAUAAAUUUGAUCAAAAUAUAAAAUUAAAAGCUGGAGUUAGUUAUUCAAUAAAUUUCUUAGAUUUAUAUAUAGAAAAUAGAAAUGGUGAAUUAUUCACAAAAGUUUAUCAUAAACCAUCAUAUGAGCCAUACUAUUUACCAUUCAAUAGUGUUCAGUCCAUGCAUAUGAAAAAGAAUAUUUCAUUUGAAAUGUUAAUUCGUGCUAUUAAAUAUUGUUCAACAUUCAAAGCAUAUUUAUAUGAACGUAAAAAAUUAAGAAUGACUUUAUUAUUAAAUAAAUAUCUCGGCAAAGUUAUAGAUAAACAAUUCAACCGUGUAUUUAAAAAAUAUUAUAUUAAUCAGCCAGUAUCUACAAAAAAUUAUAAUAUAUUACGAGACAAGAUGAUUUAUAUGCAUAUGCAAAAAAAAAAGAUUCCAAUUGAUUAUGGAAGAACAAUGUUCGUUCAUUUUACCUACUGUUUAAAUAUGAAAACAUUUCCGACAAAAUUUCAUGCACUCUGGAAUAAAUAUUUCAUUCAAUCUCCAAUUAAUGAAAUAAAACAGGUCUUAGGUACUCAUAAUAUUAAAAAUUUACAACGACAAUUAAUACAUAAUAAAUAA
This is a messenger RNA of Rotaria sp. Silwood1, 648 nucleotides long. NCBI's taxonomy places the organism in Eukaryota, Metazoa, Rotifera, Eurotatoria, Philodinida, Philodinidae. The record is from the annotation of a GenBank genome assembly.